This is a messenger RNA of Alternaria rosae, 4830 nucleotides long. RefSeq lists its product as uncharacterized. Gene Ontology annotation, biological process: chromatin remodeling. Lineage: Eukaryota; Fungi; Ascomycota; Dothideomycetes; Pleosporales; Pleosporaceae. Gene Ontology annotation, molecular function: histone methyltransferase activity; protein binding. The transcript has 3 exons. The coding region runs from base 180 to 4697 and encodes 1505 amino acids. The record is from RefSeq and is a predicted model, not a curated record.
AUCAAGCCUCACAGUCGGCACAACACGAUCCACAAUCUCACUCACUCAACGCCGCUUGAUAUAUACCACGAAUGACCACGGUUUCUGCCAUCUCUAUCUGGACCCGCCUCUCAUGACCUUAUUGAAAGAGCGCAAAUUUGUCGACUUGCGCUGGCAAGCCCGCACCAGCGAUAUCAACAAUGAAACCUGACGGGUCUCUGGAUGCUCCCUUCACCCUUGAAGACGAUGACCAGCCUAGUUAUGUACCUGAGCCUGCAGUGCGCCGGCGCCAUCGCCAAACGCUUGACCAAGAUGGGCUUGAGGAGAUCUCCGACGCGCAGCAAGCCGCAGCUGCAUGGAAGGAAGUCGCCGUGCGGAGACAAACGAAACAAAGACAGGGGAAAAACUUGAGCGAUGAUACGUCUGGAGGAGAUAAUAGUGCGAAGGAUAGCAAGCUCACAGACAAACCGCGAGACCGGACGUCGUCGUCCACGAAGUCUGUUGAUAUUGUUGAUCUUUUAAUCGAUGAAGACGAACCGCCAGUAUCCGGACAGGCAAAACAACCAGGCGCAAGUGCUAGAGUAAAUCAGCCUCCAAUUCAGGCACCACCGGCUCCUGUGUCUUCGACUACUACCCUUCACGAAGCUGUGCUUCCUGAGCGAGCUAAGCCUGCUGAGUCCCCUAAGAAAACGAGUCGGAUAUCCUCUCUCCCUAUGGAGUCUCUAGCAACUCCGGUGUAUAACUCUCAUCAUCCGCCUCUAUCAUCGGUUGCACGAACAGCGGGGCCAUUCACGGGACUCCCAGAGCCAUCAACAACGUCGUCUUAUCACUCACACUUUGUGCCUCGUCCAUCAGUGGCGCAAGUUACAGAACCAAAUACGGAGCUUUUCAGGGAAUCUUCAGCAUCUCCAGUCUACCAACCACAUUACCUGCCUCGGCCAUCAGUCGCACAAGGAGCGGGAUCAUGUGCGGAAGUCUCCGAGGUCGCGCCGCUGAACCGCUCGCCGUCAGCCACAUUAACACCCAGGACAGAACCGAGCGUUACCACUCAAGCGAUACUGGGACAUGAAAAUCGUUUCCUUCAGCCUACGUACUGUGCGAAAUCGGGCCUCGGAGCCUCAAUCGACCGUACAGCACCCAUCGUAGGCCAUGUCGUGGAUCCAUCGGCGCAGCCAACCGGUGAUGUCUCUGAGACUCCACAUGAACAAGCCCCUUUCAGUCGCGUGGAUGCAAUUCCCGAGUCAGACGAUGCAAGAUCGGAUGGCGAUAGCGGCAGCAUGACAAUCCCUCUGCCUAGGAAGUCGCCCAAGUCGAGCCUUUCGGCACUGCAAAGACUGCCACAGAAACAGAAAGCCAUUAAGUCGGUAAGACGAAGAAACUAUAGGUUCUCGGGGUCACACCUACCUAUUAGACCACCGCAUCAGCUUUCGGCUGAUCAUCGGGACGUAACAAACUCGUUUUUCAAGCCUCGCGACGUGGGCUUGAGCAGGUCAAGGUCUAGGUCGCCUGCGGUAACGCGCCGUAGCCAAAGCAAAACCCCGACGAUAGAUACUAGUACCAUUGCUGAUAGCGUGCCUGCGCAGACGGAGGAAGGAUCCGUCAGGGCUGCAAGUCCUGUAGAACGCAGCACGACGCCGACACAACCGCCACCACCACUUCACGAUGAGGCAGGCGGACCUGCACCUGGGCGUGCCAUCAGCUCGACGCCUUUACUGUCCCGUUCUGCCACCCCUACUGCCUUGCGCCCUGUCGAGGCACCAUUAGAGCCGAUCCGGCCCUCUGCAGCGCCGGUACCGGUCCUCGAAAUUAUGACCCCAGAUAUUCCAGCUUCGGCAACAGUCGUCAGUACUCAUAAGAAUAUCCAACCCGAACACCUUGGGGUGCCUGUCGAGAACAACGGCGGUAAAUCAAGCAGGAAGCUUUCAUUGCAAGCGGAUGUGCUCGCCACUACACGCUCAGCUGUAGAAGAGUGUUUGAAACGCCAUGUUGCGGAACGCCAUGAAUUACAUGCAUACCUGAUGGAGACCAAGAUGCGGAAUCAGAGGACUUUUCAAGAACAAGACCUACGUGCCCGGCCCCGUAAGCAGAAGCGUCCACAACAGCCCACCCUACCCGAAAAGUACAUCCAGAAGACUUCGCCCUUUGAGAACAUGCGUGCUAUACAGGUACCGUUCGACAGAGCCAGCGCCAAGCGCCUCGUGGAUAUGAGUCAGGAAACAUUCAUCAAGGCCAAACCCAAGGACACAGUGAUCAAGUCAGGCUUAGCCGCACCUACUACAAAGUACAGGAGUGAUGCGCCAAAAAUUCCUCCUUUCAAAGAGUAUGUCAGUCUGAGGAACAACGUUCUUGCGGACAAUGAGUCGAAGUUACUCGCAACACCCUAUUUCCAGGACGAAGACUAUCGCGGCCGCGAGGUUCUGCUGGAUACGCUUCCGUAUAUAUACGAGAUGACGCAUGACGAGAGGGGGCCGCUAGACUUUCGCAAGGAACAGUGCCGGUUCUAUGAAAAAGCCAUCGAAGCAUUUCUGUCUGAGAUAGGCAUCACGUGGAACGAUAUCCUGUAUUGGUUACUGGCCCAGGAAGAAGACAUUUCACGAAUUAAUAACUCUCUAGAUGGCAGCAGGCAGUUUGAAACACAGCUCCUCGAAAGAUCACGAUAUCACGUUGAGGAGUUUGAGAGAGACGGGGAGCCGAAGAAAGCCACCCUGUUUGACCGGAACGAUAAGAAGUGGGAAGACUUUGUCGCAAAGCUUGAAGAGCCUAUACCGAGUGUUCUGAGACUUGCGGCAACAGCUUCUGCAGCGGUGUUCAAAGAAUGCGAGUUCAGCAUCUGGUACCUGGCUCAACAGUCCAAAGCUGUACAGAGUCUCAUACGGAAGAAGACUGCACAUGAGCAGUCUUGCAAGCACUCAACAUACAAUAAGAUCAUGUGUAGAGUAUGCCAUAGACACAAUUGCCUUCUCCAUGGUGAGAUCAGACAAGUUCCUGAGGAUUCCUGGAAGACGGACUCGGAAGACGAAGAACGCGCCACACAGGCGACUGAUGAUACCAGUCGUCGAGGCUCCGACAACAGAACUCCACGCCGUGUAUCGAACUUUAGCAGAGACGACACAGACGAUGAGAACGAACCCGACGGCCCCUUGCCCGCACAUUUUGACUCCGACUCCGACAUUGAGAAGGUCAUAAACUAUAAGCUUCCUACAAAUCCAAGAGCUUUCGAAACUUGUUCAGAGACAGAGAUGGUCACCCCCAAAGGUGCGAAACCACCACCUGGUAAGUUUAAUAGCACUUGGUGGCUGAACCAGGACACAACGCAACAUUGGGAGAAGAGGAAGCCUUUUUUCCCAUGCAAGCACGAAGGCAGCUGCGAGAACGCGAAAUGCCGGUGCUUUAGAGAAGGCAUCAAUUGUGAGAAAACAUGCAAGUGCUCGCACUUCUGCAAUCGACGUUAUCCUGGUUGCAGUUGUGUAACAGCGUCGGGAAAGCGCGUGUGUCUUACACAGUCAUGUCUCUGCGUCAAAUUCAACCGAGAGUGCGAUGCAGACCUUUGUGGCUCUUGCGGAGCAUCUGAAGUCCUUGACCCGGUGAAUCGUUAUAACGAUGAAGUGGUACAACGCAACUGCUGUAAUGUUGCGAUACAGAGGGGUGUUCCUCGGAAAACAUUGCUCGGUCAUUCGGAAGUGCAUGGCUUUGGGCUCUAUAUGGGCGAGGACAUCAAGAGUGGCGAGUACAUUGGUGAAUACACCGGUGAGGCCAUCUCGGUCAAAGAAGGCGAUCGCCGAGUGACGAUAUACGACUACCAGAAGACGAUGUAUCUGUUCCGUCUAAACUCGAAGCAAGAAGUUGAUGCGACGUACAUGGGUAACAAACUACGCUUCAUCAACAAUGCCGACGACAAGUACACAAACUGCGGCCCUAAAAACCUGCUUUGCAAUACAGUCUUUCGCAUUGCGCUCUUUGCCACGAGAGACAUCAAGGCGGGUACUGAACUGUUCUUCAACUACAAUUAUCCCAAGGAGAAGACGGAGCAAUUCAAACAGCCGAACGCCAAGGUCGUCGCAGUCAAACAGACCAAGCAAAAGACGAAGAAAAGGGAGUCACUCACUAGUCUGAGCCAGCCCAUCGAGGACCGCUCACGUAUUCUUGCCGCCACAGCAAAAGCCAGAGAGGCAAAAGCCGCGAAGCGGAAAGCGGCCAUGCUGCAAGAGGGCGGCGUGGAGCCAGCCACGAGAAGGCGCUCUGGAACACUUCAAGCACGAAAGGCAGCUACGAGCAAACCCGGACGCAAGACAGUGCGAAAGUCCAAGCGCGGAGGGCUCAAUAGGAACGAGUCCACAGGUUCAGAUACAGGUAUGGAUGUAGAGGCAAGCGACCCCGAAAUCCCCGACAUCCCUCCCGUCAUUGAGUCGCAGAGCACCCAGACUAGUCUGUACGUCCAGGACACGGAGGCGGAAGACGACGAGUUCAUCUUGCCGAAUACCCAAGAAGACGAGGAGCAAGAUGUGGCUGAGCCGGCCUCCGAGGAUGAUGAACCGCCCGGUCGAUCCACGAGGUCUCGUCGUGGGCCGGGUCGACCACGUAAGAGGGGGUCGGAUCUGGCGCCGGUGGUGGCGGUUAAGCAGGCGGUCAAGCAGAAGAAGUCGAAGAUGGGUGGUGCACGACCGGGUGCUGGUAGAAAGAGAAAACGACCCGUCAUCGCUAACAGCGAUAAUGAGUGAGACCUCUGCGCCAGUAGUUGGGAAUGUACAUUACUGGAAGGAUGUGAGGGACGACAUGAGUGGGAUGUCUGUUGGGUGUUCAUUUUUGUGUUUAAUACCCCAUCCUAUAUUGAUUGAAGCAAAUUAUUACUAC